AUGGGAAAUAGUUUAGGUGGGAAAAAGACCACAAAGGUGAUGAAAAUUGAUGGUGAAACAUUCAAACUAAAGACACCGGUAAAAGUCGGUGACGUGCUUAAGGAUCACCCGGGUCUUGUCUUGUUAGAAUCCGAGGAGGUGAAGCAUUAUGGAGUAAGAGCAAGGCCGUUGGAGUUACACAAGGAAUUGAAGUCGAAGAGACUCUAUUUUCUUGUGGAACUUCCAAAGGAAAGUAUGGUUACGAGAAGGGUUCGUUCGGUGAUUAAUAUGAGUGCUAAAGACAGACUUGAGAAUCUGUCUUUAGCUCGAAGGUCAGCUUCGGACCUAACUAUUAUAAAAUCGAAGAGCGAUUUUGAGGUGGGAAAAGAAGAGUUGGCGAAUGGCGGGGUGAGGUUGAAAAUGAGACUUCCAAAGGCAGAAGUUGAGAAGUUGAUGCAAAGUAGUAAGGAUGAAGGUGAGGCUGCUGAGAAGAUUAUGAGUCUUUGUAUGGCUAGUGGUAGCAAUGAUAAGAAACAAAAGAAGAAAAUGGUUUGGAAAGGUAGUAGAGGUGCUGGUGAAUUCACAAAGGCUUAUGAGAAAAGGGUGAGUUUUAUGCCAAUUAAUGAAGGAAGUUGUUCCAUCGCAGUGGCUUCCUAA
Messenger RNA from Lathyrus sativus (Indian pea), 636 nucleotides. The record is from the annotation of a GenBank genome assembly. Lineage: Eukaryota; Viridiplantae; Streptophyta; Magnoliopsida; Fabales; Fabaceae.